Molecule: messenger RNA, 323 nt
Organism: Ilyonectria robusta
Lineage: Eukaryota; Fungi; Ascomycota; Sordariomycetes; Hypocreales; Nectriaceae
Exons: 1
Coding region: 85-306 (73 amino acids)
Source: RefSeq, a predicted model, not a curated record
GUUCGGGAAUCCGCCGCAUCAAGCAUCAUGCAGGGAUGGACCUCACAGGUUGUCUAGAUGCAGUAGAUGCAGUAGAUAGAUAGCAUGUACAUGAGUAAGAUUUUGGGGAGCAUCGGUUGGCGUCUUGUUCCCCAACUUGGGACACUCUGCCGCGAGUGCAGUGUCCCUCUGACUCCGACUCGGGGUUCUGAAUCCCACUUUUUCGACCCUUCUCCGGAGUCGUUUCGGAGAUGCGGGGAGAAAGGGGAGGAAGGGGAGGGAGAACUGAGCCGCAUGUUUGAGGCUGCCGAGUCGCUGAGCCUGUGAUGUUCGUCCCAAGUUCG